Messenger RNA from Xenopus tropicalis (tropical clawed frog), 6122 nucleotides. RefSeq names its product otoferlin (gene otof). The transcript has 34 exons. The record is from RefSeq and is a predicted model, not a curated record. Gene Ontology annotation, cellular component: plasma membrane; membrane; Golgi apparatus. NCBI's taxonomy places the organism in Eukaryota, Metazoa, Chordata, Amphibia, Anura, Pipidae. Bases 97 to 4836 code for a protein of 1579 amino acids.
UUCUACAGGAACCUGCUCCUCCCGGACGGAGUUCCCGCGGAACGUCAGUGGGCUCGAUUCUACGUCAAGAUCUACCGAGCCGAAGGCCUGCCCAGGAUGAACACCAGCAUCAUGGCCAACGUCAAGAAAGCUCUCAUUGGAGAAAACAAGGACUUGGUGGACCCCUAUGUGCAAGUUGCCUUUGCAGGGCAGAAGGGAAAGACCUCGGUGCAGAAGAGCAGCUACGAGCCCAUGUGGAACGAGCAGAUCAUUUUCACCGAGAUGUUCCCCCCCCUGUGCAAGAGGAUGAAAGUGCAGAUCAGAGAUUCCGACAAGGUCAACGAUGUCGCCAUUGGGACCCACUUCAUUGACCUGAGGAAAAUUGCCAACGAGGGGGACAAGGGAUUCCUCCCUACUUUCGGCCCAGCCUGGGUGAAUAUGUAUGGCUCCACCCGUAACUACACCCUCAUGGAUGAGCACCAGGAUCUGAAUGAGGGGCUCGGAGAAGGCGUCUCUUUCCGCGCAAGGCUGCUGCUGAGUCUCGCUGUUGAGAUACUGGAUACAACCAACCCAGAGCUCACCAGUUCCACAGAGGUUCAAGUUGAAGGAGCUCAACCAGUGGCAGAAACCUGUACCGGUAAAAUGGAAGAGUUCUUCCUGUUUGGAGCAUUCCUGGAAUCCACCAUGAUUGAUCGGAAAAUUGGGGACAAGCCAAUUAACUUUGAGGUCACCAUAGGUAACUAUGGCAACCAAAUAGAUGGAAUUUCCAAGCCGAGUAUGAGGAAGAGGAAGGAAGGAGGUGACGGAGUCGAGGAGGAGACGGAGCUCUUGCAGAAUUCCAGUGAUGAUGAGGCUGAUGAAGAUGGAGAAAUGUUAUCAAUCUCUUCGUCCCCUGCAAUGAAGCCACUCAUAACUGAUAGGAACUACUUCCACCUCCCGUUCUUUGAUAAGAAGCCCUGUACCUACAUUAAGAGUUGGUGGCAGGACCAGCGGAGGCGGCUGUACAAUGCCAACAUUAUGGACAAGAUCGCAGAUAAGCUGGAGGAAGGCUUGAACGAUGUUCAUGAGAUGAUAAAGACGGAGAAGCCCUACCCUGAACGGCGGCUGCGAGGAGUCCUGGAGGAGCUGAGUAGCAGCUGUUUUCGAUUUGUUACCUUGGCCAACAAGGACCAGAACCAGAAUGGGCAGACGAAACUGGACAGGGAGAGGCUGAAGUCCUGCAUGAGGGAGCUGGAGAACAUGGGGACACAAGCCAAGACCAUGAGGUCCCAAGUGAAGAAGAACACGGUUAAGGACAAGCUGAAACUGGUGCAGAAUUUCCUGCAGAAGCUCCGGUUCCUGGCAGAUGAGCCCCAGCACAGCAUUCCUGACAUCUUCAUCUGGAUGAUGUCCAACAACAAGCGCAUCGCCUACGCUCGAAUCCCUUCCAAAGAUAUCCUGUACUCCAUUGUGGAUGAGGAGACGGGAAAGGACUGUGGCAAAGUCAAGUGUGUCUUCCUUAAGCUGCCGGGCAAGAGGGGCUUUGGGCCUGCAGGCUGGACGGUACAAGCCAAGAUGGAGGUCUACAUGUGGUUGGGCCUUAGCAAGCAGCGCAGGGAUUUCUUGUGUGGUCUUCCAUGUGGAUUUGAGGAGAUAAAAGCAGUGAAAGGGCCCGGUCUGCAGUCCUUCCCACCCAUCAGCCUCAGCUACACCAAAAAACAAGUGUUCCAGUUACGAGCCCACAUGUACCAAGCCCGGAGUCUCUUUGCCGCUGACAGCAGUGGACUUUCCGACCCCUUUGCCCGCGUCUUCUUCAACACUCAGAGCCAAUGUACAGAGGUGCUGAAUGAGACCCUUUGUCCGACUUGGGACCAGCUGUUGGUGUUUGACAAUAUCGAACUCUACGGAGAAGCUCACGAGAUGAGAGACGACCCCCCAAUCAUUGUCAUUGAGAUUUAUGAUCAAGACACAGUAGGGAAGGCCGAUUUCAUGGGGAGAACAUUUGCCAAACCUGUUGUGAAAAUGUCAGAUGAGCGGUACUGCCCUCCCCGCUUUCCGCCACAGCUGGAAUACUACCAGAUCUACCGUGGGAACUCAACCGCAGGGGACCUCUUGGGAGCUUUCGAACUUCUCCAGAUCGGACCAGCGGGCAAGUCUGACCUCCCACAGAUUGAAGGACCAACAGACAUAGAGAGAGGACCCAUCCUUCCAGUUCCUCUUGGAAUCAGACCAGUGCUCAGCAAAUACAGAGUAGAGGUCCUUUUCUGGGGGCUGAGAGACCUGAAGAGAGUAAAUCUAGCCCAGGUUGAUAGACCAAGGGUGGAUAUUGAGUGUGCCGGGAGGGGGGUGCAGUCUGCCCUCAUCCAGAACUACAAGAAGAAUCCAAAUUUUAGCACGUUGGUCAAAUGGUUUGAAGUGGAUCUCCCCGAGAAUGAGUUACUUCACCCGCCAUUGAAUAUCCGAGUAGUAGACUGCCGAGCCUUUGGCAGAUACACUCUGGUUGGUUCCCAUGCUGUCAGCUCCCUACGCAGGUUCAUUUACCGGCCUCCGGAUAAGAACUCCCAGCAGUGGACCACAGCAGCUAAACUCAUGAAUGGCUACUUGGCAAUGACCAAUGGAAGGCCCCGCUCUCGCACCACAGGUGAAAUAGUUAUCAACAUGGAGCCCGAAGCGCCCGUCAAGAAGAUGGAGACAAUGGUGAAACUGGAAGCCAAUUCCGACGCGGUGGUUAAAGUAGACGUGAGCGAGGAAGAAAAAGACAAGAAGAAGAAGAAGAAGAAAGGAGUAGAGGAGAUAGAGGAAGAGGAGCCAGAUGAGAGCAUGUUGGACUGGUGGUCCAAAUACUUUGCUUCCAUUGAAACCAUGAAGGAGCAACUGCGCCAACAGGAAGCGGCAGCCGCCGAAGCCGAAGAGAAGGAAGAGAUGGAGAUCGCAGAGGAGAUCAAAACUGAUGACUCUCCCAUGAAAGGCAACAAGGGCCCCACGAAGAACAAGGAGAAGGUCAAAGCCCCAAAAGAGGAGAAGAAGAACAAGAAGCAGCAACAGCAGCAGCAACAAGCCGAUCAGGCCGAGAAGAAGAACAAGCAAAAGAUCGAUGAGUUAAAGGUGUACAACAAGGAGUUGGAGACCGAGUAUGACAACUUUGAGGACUGGCUCCAUACAUUUAACUUGUUACGAGGGAAGAUUGGAGAUGAUGACGAUACUGUAAGCGAAGAAGAGCGAAUUGUUGGGAGGUUUAAGGGUUCCAUGUGUGUGUACAAAGUUCCUUUGCCAGAAGACGUCACAAAGGAAGCCGGGUAUGACCCAAACUUCGGCAUGUUCCAAGGAAUCCCUAACAACGACCCAAUGAAUGUGCUGGUCAGAGUUUAUGUCGUGAGGGCCACCGAUCUUCAUCCAGCUGAUAUCAAUGGUAAAGCGGAUCCAUAUGUUGUCAUAAAACUAGGAAAAACUGAUAUAAAAGAUAAGGAAAACUACAUCUCCAAGCAGCUAAACCCUGUCUUCGGAAAGUCCUUUGAUAUUGAGGCCACUUUUCCGAUGGAGUCCAUGCUUACAGUUGCGGUUUAUGACUGGGAUCUGGUGGGGACGGAUGAUCUGAUCGGUGAAACCAAAAUCGACCUGGAAAACCGUUACUACAGCAAGCACAGGGCGACUUGUGGUAUCUCAAAGACAUAUGCCAUUCACGGGUACAACUUGUGGAGGGACCCAGUGAAGCCUACACAAAUCUUAUCCAAACUUUGCAAAGAAGGGAAGAUCGAUGGACCUCAUUAUGGCCCUGGUGGAAGAGUGAAAGUCACGAAUCGGGUAUUCACUGGUCCCACAGAAAUUGAUGAUGAAAAUGGUCAGAAGAAACAAACGGAUGAGCACCUUGCACUCUCGGUCCUUCAGCACUGGGAGGACAUUCCUCGGGUGGGAUGUAAGCUGGUCCCAGAGCAUGUAGAAACGAGGCCUUUGUUAAACCCAGACAAACCUGGAAUUGAGCAGGGCCGCAUAGAAAUGUGGGUAGACAUGUUCCCCAUGGACAUGCCUGCGCCAGGUCCUGCCAUUGAUAUCUCUCCAAGGAAGCCAAAAAGUUUUGAGCUACGUGUUAUUAUUUGGAACACUGAUGAAGUGAUUCUAGAAGAUGAUGCUUUCAUGACAGGAGAGAAGAUGUCUGACAUCUAUGUCAAGGGGUGGCUGAAGGGACAGCAGGAAGACAAACAAGACACGGAUGUCCACUAUCAUUCCCUUACUGGGGAGGGGAACUUCAACUGGAGGUUCUUGUUCCCUUUUGAUUACCUUAUGGCAGAGGAGAAGAUUGUCAUCUCCAAGAAAGAGUCCAUGUUCUCUUGGGAUGAGACCGAGUACAAGAUCCCGGCUCGUCUCACUCUCCAGGUCUGGGAUGCCGACCACUUCUCAGCAGAUGACUUUCUCGGAGCCAUAGAAUUAGACUUGAAUCGCUUUCCCCGAGGGGCAAAAACAGCGAAACAGUGUUCGAUAGAAAUGGCGGAACCCGACGUCGAUCUGCCAAUGGUCUCAAUCUUCAAACAGAAGAGGGUGAAGGGAUGGUGGCCUUUCGUUGCCAGGAAUGAAAACGAUGAGAUGGAGCUGACUGGUAAAGUGGAGGCGGAGCUUCACCUUCUCUCAGCAGAGGAGGCAGAGAAGACCCCGGCAGGGCUUGGGCGCAAUGAACCAGAUCCUCUUGAAAAACCAAAUCGGCCGAAUCCCAGCCUGGCGUGGAUGCUGAGCCCCCUGCGGGUAGUGUGCAUGUUGCUAUGGCGACAGUACCGGUGGCACGUACUGGGCAUCAUCGGUUCCUGUGCGGUUCUGAUGUUCGUGGCGUUGGUGCUCUACACCCUCCCCGGCGCUAUCAGCGAGAGGCUCAUUAACCCCCGCGGCUGAGGGCAAAGGAACAGCCCAAGGGCACAGUUACCCAUCAACGGGAAACGGCUUUGCCUCGGAUCUUUGCCCGAUUGCGCCAACCUUACCCUGGGCAAAAUGAGGUUAAUCUGACCGUAAUCGGAUGAUACUGUUACCCUACGGGCACCUAUUGGACGAGGGCUAAUAUAAAUGCCAAUGUGGCAAUCAAAUCUGCUUCACUGACAGUUUUCAGAUAGUCCCUUGUAUGGGCCAAUAAGCUGCCCACUGGGUCUGGGGGGGCCAAUUGGAUCACAUUGGCACAGGGCUGAAAGGAGCAGGGGGUAAGGACUAAGGAGAAAGCAGGGCACUGGGGAUUGGGAAAAGGCAAAGGCCAAUGGGAUGGUCCCAAUAGGGGGAGGCGGGGUGGAAAGCCAAAGUAAAGGCAGGGAUUGGGUCAGGCUGCCAUUAGAAUUAGUCAGGAACAGACCAAGAACCAAUAACCCAUAAUACCCCAAUAGCAGCCCAAACACACACAGGGACUACUUGCAGGGUAGAACUACAGCUGGGCAAGGGUAUUUAUAUACCAGCAGUGUAACCCAUAGCAACCAUGUAUCAGUUACCAUUGGUCAGUUUACAGCAACUAAAGGUGGCCAUAGGCGUUAAGAUCCGCUCGCUUGGUGAGGUCGCUAAGUGAGCGGAUCUUCUCCCAAUUCGGUCCCUGGGGCCAAACGAUUGAAUUAUAAUGACGGCAAUGGGUGCAGUCGGUUUGGGGGCCGCAUCAACGAGCCGGUGCGGUCCCUUGAUCCAACUAAAUUUUUAAACCUGCCCGAUCAAGAUCUGCCCGACUUUAGGCCAGAUGUCGGUUGGCAUGUCCAUCGUUGCUGCCCCUACACGGCGCGAUAAGAUGCCGAAUCUCUCUAAGGGACCCAUAUCGGCAGCUACAAUCGGCCCCUGUAGGGGCACCUUUAGACUAUCUGGUUGGUCUGUUUGGUUGCUAUGGGUUACAGCACUGUGCGACCAUGCACGUUGGAGCCAUUGUAAUCAGUAAGAAUUACCACCCGGGGGUCCCCGAGUCAGAAGGGGCCCCUCUGGGUGCUGCUGAACUACACAUAUCACCAACACUCAGACAGAGGCAUGUUUUUAAAGGAAAGGGUUAAUCACUGGGGGGGGGAGCUAAAUAUCAGGCCCCGCCUUCCCCAAGUGAUUAAACCUUUUUCUUCUAAUCCAAGUAAUGCAGAGGGGAAAUGCAUUUAUAUACAUUUAUGUUGCAUUGUGGGUUGGGCCCCCACCCUUGCCGCUUCCCCGGCCCCCCCCCCCCCUCGGCGCUG